GGAGAGUACCGGAGAGGAUGCUGGAUGCUGAUACGGAGCUGCUGGCGUUACACUUUCUGUCACACUGAAGCAGCUCUCAUCCUCACGGAGGGAAAAGAACAACAACACAUCUGUGUGAAAGCCGCAGGAUCGAGUGGACGAUGAACAUGUCUGGCGGCCCCCCGGGGGAGGAGCUCACGGAUGAGGAGAAGGAGAUCAUCAACAGUGUUCUGGCUCGUGCUGCCAUGAUGGAGGCCACGGAGCAUGAGAGGAUUGAGCGUCUCUCCAGUCGCCUGGAUAACAUCAAGAAGACAGCAUGCGGUGACGGACAGUCGCACUGUCUGUUGUGUGGGGCGUCUUUUGGGCCACAGGGGGUCACAGCUGUCCUCUGUGUGCAGUGCAACAAACACAUGUGCAGCAAAUGUGGAAUUUUGAGCAACGGCAGGACGAGUCCUACCUGGCUGUGCAGAAUCUGCAAUGAACAACAAGAGGUACAGAAGCGUUCAGGAGCGUGGUUCUUCAAGGGAAGAGUCCAGCAGGGUCUGCCUUCCCCCCUCCCUCUGUCCACAUCUCGACAGUCCAGCAUCGAGAACAGUUCUGGUCCGGGAGGCCACGAUGGACCAGAACAACCCACAACGCAUCAUCAGGGAUAUGAGCUGCAGCAGCAGUCCUGUGGAUCAGAACAAUGGGAGCAGACAGCAAGAACAACAGCUGACAAUUAUAAUGAGAGCCAGUCCUGUCCAGCAGCUGUAAUGAAGACUGAGAGACAAGUGUUGGCCUCAAAACCACCUCGAGCAAACGCACAGGAGGUCGCCCCCACCUCAGAUGUGGAAAACAAACGCCCAGAGAGGAAGGCGACAGUAUCCCCUCCAGCUGUGGUGGAAAAAAGACAGCCUGUUAUCUCCAGCUCCAUUUCAUCACAUGUUCCUGCAGCCAGAAUUAUUCCACCUGCCAACAACCCCGCUCCCCUGAGACCCCAACCUGAUGGAACAGAGGACGAGGACAUCGACUACGACUCCGACGACGCCACCACUUUGGGAUCUCUGGAGUUCAGUCUCCUUUACGAACAGGAGACCCACGCCCUGCACUGCUGUAUCGUUAAAGCUAAGGGUUUAAAGUCGAUGGACUCAAACGGAUUCGCUGACCCGUAUGUGAAGCUGCACCUCCUACCUGGAGCCAGUAAGUCUAACAAGCUUCGCACCAAGACGCUUAAAACGACUCUGAAUCCGGUGUGGAAUGAGACUCUGGUCUACCACGGUAUCACUGAUGACGAAAUGUCCCGCAAAACUCUCCGGCUCUCAGUGAGUGACGAGGACAAGUUUGGACACAAUGAAUUCAUCGGAGAGACACGAGUCGCGCUGAAGAAACUCAAGUUUAACCAGAAGAAGAACUUCAGUGUUUGUUUAGAGCGAGUGAUCCCGGUGAAGAAGGCUGUGGGAGGAUCGGCUCGUGGCAUGGCUCUCUACGAGGAUGACCUGAAGGAAGGAGAGGAUUCAGAGGAGAGGGGUCGUAUCCUGGUGUCACUGACUUACAACAGUCAGCAGGGUCGUCUGAUGGUGGGCGUAGUCCGCUGUGCUCACCUGGCUGCCAUGGACUCCAACGGAUACUCCGACCCAUUUGUCAAAAUAUGUCUGAAGCCAGAUAUGGGGAAGAAAGCUAAAAACAAGACACAGAUAAAAAAGAAGACCCUCAAUCCAGAGUUUAACGAGGAGUUUGGUUAUGAAAUAAAACAUGGCGAGCUAGCCAAGAAGACACUUGACAUCUCAGUCUGGGACUAUGACAUGGGAAAAUCCAAUGAUUUCAUUGGAGGAUGUCAGCUGGGCAUCCAGGCUAAAGGAGAGUGUUUGAAGCACUGGUACGAAUGCCUCAAGAACAAAGACAAGAAGAUUGAGCGCUGGCAUGUUCUGCUAAAUGACAACACUGUCCAGUUUGAGGAAUAAAUCAUCUUCCCACAUUUCUCUAUGUUUUCUUUCUGUACCGUUCCCCCUGUAGGAUAUUGUCUUCCAGUGAGCACAGGUAGACGGCUAUUAUCCUCUUGCUUUUAUGUAGUUUGUCCCCAAAGUGCAAUGUGCAGGCUACAUUUCCAACAGUUUUCAGGUGACCAACAUGGAUGUUGACCUCUGGGCUUUUUUAAGUGACCAUUCAACAACAUUUUCACUGUUAUCAUAUCAUAAACUGUAUCGUACAAUAAAUAAACCUUACAUGUGUUAAUGAUUGAACAUAAUUAUGAUAUUUUAUGGAGAAGAUAAAACCCUUGUAAUCAUUGUCAUUAGCACAGUGUGUUGUAAUGAAGUGUCACUCCAUGCUCAGGAGGGGAAAUCCCUCUUCUGUCACCUGUUCCUGACGUUGAACUGUGCUCCUGUCAUAUGGGACCAUGUCCUGUGUUGUCAGGUGAUCUGUGUGACCACAUUGAUGGAGUACUUGCAUCACCAACACAUUCGUUUUACUUGUGUUAUUGUGCAUAAUGCAAAAUGUUAAAUAUUAAAUGGGACACUUACAGAUGUUUGGUUUAAAAUGAUGUGAACAAUCUCACUUUUUUCUUUUUGUUGUUGAUGUGAAAUGCAUUUGCUUUUUGACAACUUGUUGGUCUCAUCAUCACCACAGUCACUACAUCACCUUCACCUGUGCAUGUGUGAGCUCUCUUCGAGAGAAAUGCCGAAAAUGCUUCUGCAUGACAGUUCAUUAUGGAGAACAAAUUCAAUAAUGCAACGUUAGCGCACUUCCAGAAAAUCCAUUUGAUUGAUGAAUUAAAAUCAGAUCUGCACAAGUGUUUUCAGAUAAAUGAUCAAACAUUUUGCUCUGUAUUCAUAUUGAUGCAUGUCAUAUUGUAGCAUCCACGUGGCUAAUAAAUAAAGACAUCAUGGCA
This is a messenger RNA of Cottoperca gobio, 2845 nucleotides long. It is a transcript of the gene rph3aa, whose product is annotated as rabphilin 3A homolog (mouse), a. The transcript is spliced from 16 exons. Gene Ontology annotation, biological process: exocytosis; spontaneous neurotransmitter secretion; regulation of calcium ion-dependent exocytosis. The coding region runs from base 141 to 1919 and encodes 592 amino acids. The record is from RefSeq and is a predicted model, not a curated record. Lineage: Eukaryota; Metazoa; Chordata; Actinopteri; Perciformes; Bovichtidae. Gene Ontology annotation, cellular component: synapse; neuron projection; extrinsic component of synaptic vesicle membrane. Gene Ontology annotation, molecular function: small GTPase binding.